Messenger RNA from Neodiprion virginianus, 3796 nucleotides. Its product is annotated as paired box pox-meso protein-like. The record is from RefSeq and is a predicted model, not a curated record. NCBI's taxonomy places the organism in Eukaryota, Metazoa, Arthropoda, Insecta, Hymenoptera, Diprionidae. Bases 954 to 2249 code for a protein of 431 amino acids. Gene Ontology annotation, biological process: anatomical structure development; regulation of transcription by RNA polymerase II. The transcript is spliced from 4 exons. Gene Ontology annotation, molecular function: DNA-binding transcription factor activity, RNA polymerase II-specific; RNA polymerase II cis-regulatory region sequence-specific DNA binding.
UAAUCUCUUUAUGUAUUUAUUUUUUCUCGACUUUUUUUCACGCGGUUUCGUUUGACGGUCUUUAUAUCUUUUCCGAAUUUUUUUUUCGUCCACCCGGCCCGCGGUUCUUUUCCCUUUUACGCUAUACGAGUUUUGAACUCGGGUCAAUCGAUUGUCUGGCGGAAUGGAAAACGUAAUGAAAUAUUGGAAUGAAAACUGAACAUACCUGCAAUAUACACGAUAUAGCAAAGCAACGUAUACGCGCAUGUAAUGCGUUUACGAAUGGGACGUAUUCGUUGUACGGUAGAGUGAGAUGCGACAACUUCGGAAAUCGAGUGACCAAGUGUUGUUUUAAACAAUAUUAUUUGAGGAGCAGAGGACGCUGUGCUUCGCGAGGCCGGUGCAAGCGUUAUCGCACCUUAUAAACUUAUACGCGUCGCUUUCCGACUUGUGUGCAACGGACACGUUACACACAUGCGGCAGUUGUGAUAUACUUUUCACUCGGAAAACGGGAACUUGGCUCUACUUGCGGCUGCAUGCAACACCAGCUUGUCAUAUACACCGUCUAGCAACAAGUUAUACGGCAACGAGUACGCUAGCGAUAAAGCUCAAGCUUCGCCGUUGUAUGUGGCCGUCGGCUCCGUAAUAGGUGUUCAGCCUUCAAAUGGAUCCAACGGUGCAUGGUGCAGAUCAAAGACGUCGCUGCCAGCGUUGAGCGUUGAGAUUCAACCUAUCAACAGCACCUCGGGAUUUAUGUACUCCGCCACCAUUAGUUCUCGAGGUUUGGGCCUCCUCGAGCUGCUGUGGUUAACUUAGGCAACCGCUUUUUCAUGCAUCCGUGUGGACACAACGACGAACGAGGGAGCUUGCAGCGGUUAGCUACUGCAACAACCACUCGUGUUAGCGACCUCUGCAGGUAGUCUGUAAAUCAUCCUACGGGAUUAUCGUACCGGCUUACAACGUAGUUUGCAAACAUGGCAGCCUCAUCCCAGAAUUAUCGUCGUCCCGUAAAUAUAGAUAGCAAUGGUGGAGGGAUCGGAGUCGGAGGUGGGGGCCAGCAGCAGCAGCAGCAAUACGGAGAGGUUAAUCAGCUGGGUGGUGUCUUCGUGAAUGGAAGACCAUUGCCGAACGCGGUGAGACUGAGGAUCGUCGAAUUGGCGCAACUGGGGAUUCGGCCGUGCGACAUAUCGCGACAGCUCCGGGUCAGCCACGGAUGCGUGAGCAAGAUUUUAGCGCGGUACCACGAGACCGGAAGCAUCCUUCCGGGCGCGAUCGGAGGAAGCAAACCCCGAGUGACCACCCCCAAGGUCGUGCAGUACAUAAAGCAGCUCAAGCUGAAGGACCCGGGAAUUUUCGCGUGGGAAAUCCGGGACCGUUUGCUGUCCGACGGAGUCUGCGACAAGUACAACGUUCCCUCGGUCUCCAGCAUAUCCAGGAUCCUGAGGAACAAGGUUGGCGCCGCGACGUCCACCGCGAUCCAUCACCACCCUCACCACCCUCAUCAUCCGCAUCAUCCUCACCAUCCGGCCCACCACCAUCACCACCACCAUCACCUCUACGCAGCCGCGGCUGCAGCCGGAGCGGCACUUUGCCCCGUGCCUUAUCCUCCGACACCUUAUCACAGUACGGCAUCGGCGGCCACGCAUCAUCAUCAUCAUCAAGUGGGCUUGACGACGCCCCAGUCGUCGAGCAAGAUGCCCCCGUCGCCCCCAACCCCAACGCCAGGCGGUGGUGGUCAUCGUGAACAGUCAAACACGGCGUUGCAGUGGCCAAGUCCUCACACGGUUCACGAUAUACUGGCAAGCAGCGUGCCAACUAUACCGAAUUCCUCGGCGCCGUCUUCCCUCUGCGUGAUCAUCAACAACAACAAUAACAACACCACCAUCAUCACGAGCAACAACAACAACAACAACAACAACGACGACGACGACGGCGACGACGACAACGGCAAUAACAGCAGCAGUAACAAUAAUAACAACAACAACAACAACAAUAAUAUAAGCAACAGCAAUCAUGAACAUCAUAACGGUAACAACAACAACAACAACAACAACAACAACAACAACAACAACCAUAACCACUCUCCGUCAAGUAAUUAUCACAACCACCCUCAUCAACACCACUAUCACCACCAGCAGUAUUACGCCUCGACACUUUACCAUCAUCAUCACCAUCAUCAUCAUCCCGCGGCAACGACUUCGGGCGGACUGCAGGCUGCAGUUAUGAUGCAAUCAUUGAACACCACUCAGCCGGCCAGCCCGUGCAGUUAGUUUCGCGUUAUAACCGAAACUGACGAAUGUUAACGAAUGUGCAAUUAUAUAUAUAUGUCUUUAGACUUUUCUGGAAUAGGUAUUUAGGAUUUACUAUGGAAAUCGAUUUGAAGGGUUGAUUUUUCAACUAACUUUGCGGCGGAUAAACGCUGUGUGACUCGUUAUGAAAACGAAAGUACUCGGUGAUAGGAUUAUAUUUAUGCUCGUUGGACUCGGAAGAAGCAGAAAUUAAUGCCCGAACCUUGGAGCGUUCAAACCCUGAGGCUAGUCUUUUCCUUCAAUCAACGAUCAAGCUGUUCCACGCUGACGUUUACUGCAGUUACUGCACCAUAAUCUGGUUACAGUGAGUGAUGCUUUUUUGCAUAUGGACAAGAGGAAUGUACAGCUUUUGGUAUUAUAGUUACCGGUGUUUUUUUUUUUUUUUUAUAUAUAAUAAAUUAGGUACCUUCAUCAACUCCGGUGUACACGGUAGAUAUUAAAUUUUCUCUAUUCGCAAAUAAUAAUAGAAAUAUAUCAUAUCACGUAUAGACUAUUUAUGAUAACAUUUUACUUAGGAUGCAUGACAGUGGCGGAUAUUGUGACAAGCUGUAUUAUAUAUAUAUAUAUAUAUAAACGUGCAUACGUAGGAUUAAAUCUAUACAUUAUCUAUGUACGGUUUACCUAUGAUAGGAACGGAGCAAUAUAAUUAUUUGUACGAGGCACGAUUGCGGUCGUGUGUUGAUGUGUGACUGUUGUGUGUACAUAGUACAUGAAACGCGUGUGCGCGCAUGUGUGUAUGACGUUGUAUGCGAAUUAUAAUUAUUGAUGACGGUACGAUUAGGUAUAUUUUAUUAUUUAUUGAGUCUGCGAAAUGACGACGGCGCCGCAAUGUAGCUAAAUUGCUGUAGGCAUUAUUUGCGAAUUAUCGCGCAAACCUUAUCGCGUCAUCUAUUGAUGUUCGAUUUAAUAUUCGUUAAUUUAUUUUAAAAACACUUAGUACUACUCGAAUAUUUUAUAGACAGUGCAAGCUGCAACAAUUAAGGUCAACACCAGACGAAUUUAUUACAGUAAUCGUUGUUCAGGUCGACAUAAAUCGCAAGUAUUAUAUACUCUGUAAAGUAAUUUAUUUCCCACUUUUGCAAUAACAUAUUUUUAUAAUAUGCUUGUUGGAUUAGUUCAACAUUCUAUCAAAUUCAUAAUUACCGGUUAUACACCCGCACUGAUUACCUAAUUUGGGUGCAUCUCACGCAAUGCUUUGACACGUUGAAUGCUUGAAAAUCGAAAUAUUGCCUUUGUGAAGUUUGCGUAUAUAUUAUAUACAUGUAGGUAAAUUUAUCGUGGCAAUGCGCGAAUGGCUGAACGAUGUUAUUGUUUCAUGCCGAAUCUAGGCGCGUAUGGUAUAAUUAAGGGAUGAGAUGAAUAAGUUAUGAGUAUUUGUGUCGGAAUCACGUUUUUAUUGUAAAGAAUAAAAUAGGAUUAUUGGUCAAAUGUAAGGCUUAUACGAUAUCAGAAAAAUAAUAUCUAUUAUAAUUGUACAGUAUAAUAAAAUUUCGCAAUUUAAUAUCCUA